Molecule: messenger RNA, 735 nt
Organism: Peromyscus californicus insignis
Lineage: Eukaryota; Metazoa; Chordata; Mammalia; Rodentia; Cricetidae
Product: brain acid soluble protein 1-like
Exons: 3
Coding region: 1-735 (244 amino acids)
Source: RefSeq, a predicted model, not a curated record
AUGCACAAGGAGUCCGACUUCGCGCCCUCCAGGGCCUGGGCCUGUGGCCGCCGCAAGGUGUCGGGCCCCCCCUGUGUGCGCUCUGCGUGUCGCUCCUUCUCGGGGUUCCGCAUUGUUUCGCUUCGCUGCUCCCGCGCCGGGCUCACCCAAAGUGUCCUCAGAAAGCGGCCGAAUGUGCGUGGCUUCUUCCCGGUGGAGCCAGAGGCAGAGAACCGGAAGCCGCAGACGGCUGGACCCGGUGUAGCGCGGGUCGGUGGCCAGGCCUGCGCAGCCCGGACCCGGGACCACCUUAAGAGCGAGCCCCGCCCCCGGGCCCGCUCGGGCGGCGCUGAUUGGUGCAGAGGUAAUGGCUGGAAUGGAUUGCUGAAACGCAAAACUUGUUGCUGCUUCUCCCGGCGCCGGCUAGAGGCAGACGCGGAGCGGGAGCCCGGACCUCGCAACGCCCCGCCCGCCCCGCGCGCCCAGCUCGCCCGCGCGGCCCCUUCCCGGGUCCGAGGGGACCCGCGGAGCGCGGAGGCGGGAACCGCAGCCUCGGAACCACCGGCCGCACGCCUCCCCGCCCGCCCGCGCGCGGCCCGAGACGCCCGCGAACUCGCGCGGCGACUGGCGGACGAGCCCGAGCCGCGGAGCCGCGCGUCUCCCGCAGCCUGCGCUCCCGCUCCGGCGCCCGCAUCUCCUGCUGCGGGGCCAGCACCGGCGAUGAGGAGCGGAGCCGCCUGUCUUCCGAGCCGCUGA